Messenger RNA from Haliotis rubra (blacklip abalone), 1705 nucleotides. RefSeq lists its product as uncharacterized. Bases 218 to 1705 code for a protein of 495 amino acids. NCBI's taxonomy places the organism in Eukaryota, Metazoa, Mollusca, Gastropoda, Lepetellida, Haliotidae. The transcript has 7 exons. Gene Ontology annotation, molecular function: GTP binding. The record is from RefSeq and is a predicted model, not a curated record.
AGUGAAAAAUAUUAGUUACAAGGAUUUGUGUUUUCCAGGAACGGCAUGCCAUAUAUGGGCUAUAUGAUAUGCACCAACAGGUUCGACAGGUAGUAUAUAUGAAGUGUGAGACCCGGGCCAGACAAGGCGUUACCUGGCUCUCUGUGUACAAGCUUGGUGACUUGAUUUCUGUUGGUCGAACGGGGACGGACGUUUGGAAUCUUCAGCUAAAAAGACGAUGAGCAACCAAAUGAAAGUGGUUCUCCUUGGUCGUAAUGGCAGUGGCAAAACUGCCGUGAUAGAAUCACUUCUUGGAGCAUCCAUUACACAUGGAACAUCAUCGUUAGGGUGGAAUAGUAUCCAUACAGUGACAAAGCAGAACCCUCACUUAACCAUUAUUGAAACACCUGGGCUAUUUGCAGAAGAACAGGAUAUUUACGCAAAUAAAAUGAGACUUGCAGAAUCGGUGUACACCUUCACACCAGGCCCUGAUGCCUUUGGACUUGUAAUUCGAAUAGGUCGAUUUACACCAGAGGAGAAGACAAUGAUAGAUAUUCUUAGAGAAAUGUUUGGAGAAGAAGUGUUUCAAUUUACUGUUCUUAUCUUUACGAGAUUGGAUGAUCUAAAGUAUGAUGGCGUUACCCUGGAGGAAUACGUACAAGAGAGUACACCGGAGUUGAAGAGAAUCCUUAAUGCAUGUGGAGGAAGAUACAUUGGUUUUGACAACACAGGAACGUGGGAAUCCAGAUCAGAGUGUGGACAUAAGCUGCUAUCAAUGUUACAAGAUCUCCGGACGGGGAACGGCACCAUGGUUUAUACUGUGGCCAUGCUUGAGGACGCCACUAGGCGCCAACAGAAGAAAGAAGAAGAGGCUCGCAAUGAACUAGAACAGAGCUACAAGGAAAUGAAAGAAGAGUUGAAAAGUACCAUGAGACAGGAAAUGGAGGAUGAGAUAAGAAGACAGAGGCGGGCUGAACAAAGCAUCACUGCCCCUAUUUUAGCGUUAAACACUCAACGGAGAGAUAUUACAACAGGAUGUGGGCCAAGCAAACCCCAAAGUAAAAUAUACACAAGACAGAAGGAUGUAUCGGGGGACACAGUCUGCAAAACAAAUUCAAGAGAAGGAGCUGCUUCUCUCAAACAUGAAAGAGGACCCAAGCCAAAGUUAAAACCAAAGCCUACAUCUCCAAAAGUACAACAACACCUCUCUACAGAUACGCUCGUCCAAGAUGGUGUUUCUACCAAUACCAAGAAUGGUGGCUCAGACUAUCGAAUGUUCAAAGCAGAUUCUUCCUGCUGCUAUUUGAGGCUACUCACCAACUUUUUCCAAUGGUGGGGCGCUCAUUUGGACGCGGCGACAUCAGCCGGGUUGUGGUCGGAAGAACAACAACGUCUUCACAUCAACAACCUGGACUUUCUGGCAGUGAUCCCAGCCUUAGAUCGCUGGAAACUUCAGCUGGCAGACAAGCAACUGACAAAGCAAAGUUUGCGGCAUUCAUCAACAAACAAGGCUCAACGAGACAGCGUCUUUACUGACCCUGACCGUCUGUCUAUUCGCUAUGAGGACAAGUUCAGAAUUCAACUGAAAGCGCGUCACAUUCCAGGUAACAAACGAAACUUCAAAGCCACCAUGAUCACAACUGGUGUGGGUUCUAUGCUGUCUAAAGCUGGCCCCUCUCUGACGAGUGCCCCUGAGCUUAAAGCUAUCCUCAACAAGACCAGGUGA